AUGCAUGUGAGGGCCAGAGCAAAAUUUUCAUUUCCUUUUAAUUCCAUAGGUAAAAAGAUGGCUUAUCAGAAAGUCAAGGCAGAUGUACGAACCUCAGGACAUUCACAGUACUUAGACAAUGAUGACCUUCAAGCUACUGCCCUUGAUUUAGAGUGGGAUAUGGAGAAGGAACUAGAAGAGCCAGGCUUUGACCAGUUUCAACCAGAUAAUGCUGAGCAUCAGAACUUGGGUCACUCUGAGACUUUAGAUCUCCAUCUUGAUUCUAUUCAACCAGCAACAUCACCCAAAGGAAGAUUCCAGAGACUUCAAGAAGAGUCUGACUGUGUGACCCACUAUCCAAGAUCUGCACCAAAGAACUACCACUGCAACUUUUGCUACCUGUUAAAAAUACUGUGCAUAGCUACCGCUCUGUUUAUUUUUGGAAUUAUAAUAGGUUAUUAUGCACACAUGAAUUGUCCUUCUGAUGCCUCGCCAUCAGGAACAAAUAACCCACAGUUAUACCAAGAUAUUCUCAAGACAAUCAAAGCAGAAGAUAUCAAGAAAUCCUUCAGAAAUUUGCUUCAACUCUAUGCCAGUGAGGAUGACAUGGAAAUUUCAAAGAAGAUUAAGAGUCACUGGAUUGAAUUGGGCUUGGAAGAUAUACAGUUUAUAAACUAUUCAGUGUUGCUGGAUUUUCCCGGGCCCUCUCCAGGCACCAUCACUGUGAGCAGCACUGGCCAAUGCUUUUAUCCUGAUGGCCAACCUUGCAGGGAAGAAGCCAGAAGAGGCCACAGCCAAGAUCUGUUCUACUCAUAUGCAGCCUAUUCUGCCAAAGGAACUCUCCAGGCUGACGUCAUCGAUGUGAGUUAUGGAACCAUGGAUGAUUUAAAACGGAUUACAAAGUUGAAAAAUAUUACCAAUCAAAUUGCACUCCUGAAAUUAGGAAAAUUACCACUAUUAUAUAAGAUUUCCUUAUUGGAAAAGGCUGGGUUUGGAGGUGUUCUUCUCUACAUUGAUCCCUGUGAUGCACCAGAGACUGCAGUGUCUAGCUCUGAGCCCUUUAUGGUGACUCUGAAUCCAGGAGGGGAUCCCUCUACACCUGGAUACCCAAGUCAUGAUGGAAACUUUAGACAAAGCCGACCAAACCUCACCUCCCUGUUAGUGCAGCCCAUCUCUGCAUCCCUUGCUAAAGUGCUCAUCUCUUUGCCAAAACUGAGAAUGGAUAAAUAUGCCUGCAGCCCUCUAGAACUUCCAUAUAAUGAAAAGAGAACUGUCACCUUGCAGGUACAGACAAUCACAAAAUUUAAAACAGUGUCUAAUGUUGUUGGGUAUCUAAGAGGUUUGACAUCACCAGAUCGGUAUAUUAUAGUUGGCAGCAACCACCAUGCUGGAUACAAUUAUAAUGGACAAGAAUGGGCCAGCAGUACUGCAGUAAUCACAGCGUUUAUUGAAGCUUUGAUGUUAAGAGUGAAGAAAGGAUGGAGACCAGAACGUACUAUUGUUUUCUGCUCAUGGGGAGGAACACCCUGGGGCAAAAUUGGCUCCUAUGAAUGGGGAGAGGAUUUUGCGAAGAUUCUACAAAAGAAUGCUGUGGCUUACAUUAGCCUCCACAGUCCCAUCCGGGGCAACUCCAGUCUGUAUCCGGUAGCAUCUCCAUCUCUCCAGCAGCUGGUUUCAGAGAAAAAUAAGUUCAAUUGUAUGCGAAGAGCUCAGUGCCUAGGAGCCAAUGUCAGCUCUGUGCAGAUACAAGGUGAUGCUGAUUAUUUCAUCAACCAUCUUGGAGUUCCAACUGUGCAGUUUGCUUAUGAUGACAUCAAAACAUUAGAGGGUCCAAGUUUUCUCUCUGAGGCCAUCUUUCCUAAAUAUGAAACAAAAACUGAAGAAGUAGAUCCAUCUUUCAACCUCCAUGAAGCCAUUACUAAGCUCUCAGGAGAAGUAAUUUUACAAAUUGCCACUGAACCAGUUCUGCCCUUCAAUGCCCUCGAUAUAGCAUUAGGAGUUCAAAACAGCCUUAAAGGAAAUGAGCCUAGUGUCCCUCUCCUGCUGGCCUUGGCAUCAAGGCUGAGGGACAGUGCUGAACUCUUCCAGUCAGAUGAGAUGCGACCUGCUAAUGACCCAAAGGAGAGAGCUCCCAGCCGUGUGCGAAUGCUGAACGACAUCCUUCAAGACCUGGAAAAGAACUUCCUGGUGCAGCAGGUACCACCGGGUUUUUAUAGAAACAUCCUGUACCAUCUUGAUAAGAAGACAAGCCAGUUUUCCAUCCUUAAGGAGGCUUGGGAUCACUGCAAUCCACAGACAUCAAAUGAGACUUUGCAAGAGGCCCUGUCCAACGUUUUGAAUAGCAUUAAUUCAGCUCUUAUUUCCUUCAAAGCAGGACUGGAUGUGUUUGAGAGUGUCUUACUUAGAAAGAACUGA
This is a messenger RNA of Grammomys surdaster, 2394 nucleotides long. It is a transcript of the gene Naaladl2, whose product is annotated as N-acetylated alpha-linked acidic dipeptidase like 2. The transcript has 14 exons. The record is from RefSeq and is a predicted model, not a curated record. Bases 1 to 2394 code for a protein of 797 amino acids. Lineage: Eukaryota; Metazoa; Chordata; Mammalia; Rodentia; Muridae.